CUCUCCAAUCCUCUUAAACCUAAACGACUACCUACCGUCGUCCCGGUCACCUAUUCUGCCAGCCAACGAUCAUUUUCUAGUAACUGCAAUUUUCCUUCUUCCGCAACGCGGACUCACGUCGGCGAUCUCCUCCUCCUCUACCAGCUCUUUUUAGUCAAGCUACUGUCGUGAGAGGUUUAUUGAUCGCACCCCGCAUCAACUUUUCGAGAAUUUGAUAAAAAUCGCUUGCGAUUGGGUCACCUUUUACCAAAAUAAGGAAAACACAAAAGUUAUUCCUUGCCGGUCAUCCCAUCUUAACACAUCUCAAUCACGACUUCUCCCUGCUUACACGACAACACGAAUUUCUAUCAUUGGUCUGACAACUUUUCUCGUAUUCCCGACGCGACCAUCUAGAUACCAUACCAAUUCGUUCACUCGAAUUUCGACUCGAGUUCCGUUUAUACCUGGAAGCUCGACCGAGUUGUUUUAAUACUUGCGGAGGGCCGCUUUUGGCUGGUGAGGCGCUUUCAGGGCUGGUUGAGCACCUGGCGUGUUGGUGGACGUGGGAAACCCAUCCCCUCGUCCAUUAGUGGUACGCAACAGAUCGCCGAAUUUGGUUGCUCUGUUGCCUACACCAGAUCAACUGCAGAAUCUACUUACCGACGUCGCAAAGUCGCGCUCAGACAAAAUGUCGACGUUUUCAUAUGCCCAGGCCGCUAAAGGCCAUUCCACGACUCAGUCCAUCGGAUCUCAACCAAAUUCUGCACCGAGCCAAGCACCGUCAACGACGAGCACUCAGAGCCGAGAUGUUGCUGCUACGCCUAGCACGCGGGCCCCAUCCGUCGCCAUUUCGACGACGUCAAACGACGGCUCACAAAACACUAGCAGCUCUUCCGUUAAGCCGGAAUCGUAUAGCCUGAAUAGCAAUGAUUCGGAUUGUGUUUCUACCAGCGACAAGGUGGCUGAACCAUCCAGUCUACCGAACCAGAUUACCGAGAAGGUACUUGGUGAUGUCGUCCCUCAAAGCGCCGAGAGACGUGGACGGGGUCAAACCCUAAAUUCUCAGACCGCGGAUGCUGGUGAAAGCAAGAAGCCUAGAAAAGGCAAGAAGGGCAAGACAGCCGAGAAGGAGUCCGAGCAGGAUCAGGACCAAGACAAGAAAGAGAAUGUGCCUCUGAAGGUUGAAUUGGCCGAGGCACCAAUGCCAGCAGUUAACAUAUGGACUCAACGGCAAGAAGAGCGGGCUGCGAAGUAUAAGGCGGCGCCUCCGGCGACUACGCAAUCGCAUGGCUCGAACACUACAGCUAGUAGUCAAACGAAUGGGGUACCCAACCUAGCUUCUCAGGACCACAAACCGAAAGCCCCCCAUAGCGACGGGGCCGAUGCAACCUUAGUACAGAACAGGCCGUUAUCAGGGAGUGGCAGACCUUCGAAGAAAGAUUUCGAGCAGUCGCGUAGCAACAGCAACCAAGGCUCUCGUAGAGCGGCCCCGAGAGGCGCUAGGGCAAACAAUGGCGAGGACAGAUCAUCGUCUGAGGCUUUAGGGCCUAUUGCAAAUAACACUUCAUCAUGGCCGACGCCUGAAACGGCGGCAACUGACCUGAAGACCCAGACUAGUACUGGCAAGCCCGAGAAGGAGCAGAAGGAGGAAUCUGGUCCGACCAAGCCUCGACAGAAGAAAGAGUGGACUCCGAUGGAUUUUGUGCCAACCGUGAGCUUUGAGACACCCAUCCCGACUAGAGGCCCCCGAGGUGGCCGUGCCGGCGGUUCUAGAGGCGGGCGAGACGCUGCAGCAAGAGGCAGCCAUAGCAAUAAUGCCUCGACCGAUCGUACACAAGAGAACGGUACGGCUUCCGGAGCUGCCACAGUUGCAUUGCCGGCAUCUAAGCGCGGAUCUGUCGACAUAUCCGCAUCACGGAAACCACAAACUCAAGGGGCUGGGAAAAUGGGAGAGAUACCUUCGGCAAACACUAAGGCCGAUGUGUCGAAACAGAAUCUGGCAGAUUCUGCUAAUGGAAUUUCGACACAGCACGCUACUGCCCGGUCCACGGGCUUCAACCAGCGAAUUGAUGAGACGAAAUCAUCCCAGCCAGCGAGAGACAACGGUUUCCAUAGCACCAAAGACUCCAGCUUCCAGGGCCAGGGCAACGUAAACCGCAACGAGCGCCCUAGGGGAGGUGCACGGGGUCGUGGAGGCCACUCAGUCGCGAACGGCGUUGGCCAUGCGUCGUCCCAGUUCAGCCAGGGAUCUCCUGCAUACAACUAUCAGGCAAAUGUCAAUGCGAAUCCCAGACAGACAUCCCAUCCUUUCGUUGCGGGCUACGCGCCAAUGCAGUAUGGCAACCCAUUCCCAGUUCAGUCGGCCGGAAGCCAACACCGCAGCCGACCAAGCUCGGGAAACAAUCGCUCACAGGCCAGCGCAAGACACCAACCACGAGCAGCAUAUCCAGUAGCUGGCAUGCCGUACGAUCCCGCUGCGUAUUCCCACGGCAACGGCCAAUACAACCCGUACGGUGAUCCUAAUCACUUAUUGAGCGGGGUAUUAGCACAAGUGGAAUAUUAUUUCUCCAUCGACAAUCUUUGCAAAGAUUGGUAUCUUCGGAAAUUCAUGGAUUCGCAGGGCUUCGUUCCGCUCACCGUCAUUGCCGGGUUCAAGCGGAUGCAAGAAAUAGCAGCGGAUUGGCAGCUGAUCCGUGUAGCUUGCGACAGCUCCCCUCAUAUUGAAUAUAUCAUCACGGAUGAUGGACAAGACAAGGUGCGACGUCGGGAGCAGUGGCAACCCUGGGUCCUAGCGAUGCAUGAGAGACAUCCUACGGCCCAGAACAAUGGACCUAUGAGCUAUCGCCCGUUCGAAUCCCAGAUGGCAUUUUGGCCUCAGAUGUUUGCAUACGGAAUGGCUCCCAUGUUUUCGCCAACAGGAACGGAGAACCAUUUCCCACAUUACGUCAAUGGAAAUGGCGUGGCCUCUCCAACGAGCAAUGGAGCUAACGGCCAGUUCCGCCCCGCGGAUUCCCAACUCUCCGCGACGGUCCCGGAGUUUUCCCCUACUGGCAACCCUGGAAUAGAGGUUGCAAGUCAACAUGCCAUGGGCACGUCGGAUACUCCAACCAAUGAUUUCAAGGUGGAUGGUCUUGAUAAGAAGGGUUCUCUCUCGAACGACUCACAGUCUCCCAAUAGCGUGGAGCAGAUUGGCCAAACUGAUAAAUUAUCUACGAAUGGAGUCAAUGGUGACCACGGGGUGGUCCAGGGAUACUAAUCCCAUUCUUGCGAUUACAUGAAUGGUUCGCCAAGUCUGAAGAGCCAUUUCAUAUUCACGGGUUGGUUUUGGCCCAUUGAUGGAUAGGUUGAAACAACAACUCAAAUUGCAGCUUUACACGACUCUUACAAGUCUCGCGCAACGCGAUGAAUUGAAAGGGCAAGGAAUGAGGGAGUCGUUGUCCUGGACUACUAAGCUUUCAUUACCCCUUCUAAACUCCAAUUCCGAUUCAAAACUCAAAGUGGUGAUACUCAACAGCCUACGGUUUUAAGAAAUUUCUUGGUGUGGUCGCUGGACAAAUACCCAUUCACCCCUCGAGGCCACUCAUUAUCAAAAUGAAUCUCCUGGAUACGACAGUAAAAUAUGUUAACCAUGACGCAGAACAAAGCAGUGAGGGCCGGCUAA
Messenger RNA from Annulohypoxylon truncatum, 3640 nucleotides. RefSeq lists its product as uncharacterized. Gene Ontology annotation, cellular component: cytoplasmic stress granule; cytosol. The transcript has 4 exons. The record is from RefSeq and is a predicted model, not a curated record. NCBI's taxonomy places the organism in Eukaryota, Fungi, Ascomycota, Sordariomycetes, Xylariales, Hypoxylaceae. Bases 668 to 3235 code for a protein of 855 amino acids. Gene Ontology annotation, biological process: positive regulation of translation. Gene Ontology annotation, molecular function: RNA binding.